AUGCGGGCAAAAGAGUUUUCCAAGGAAAGAGAGAAGGCGAAAGCCCGCGGCGAUUUUCAUAAGCUAAGAGAAAAACAACAGAUUGAAGAUGAUCUCCGAGGGUACCUGGACUGGAUAACUCAGGCAGAGGAUAUCGAACCAGAGGCCGAUGAGCCUCAGAUACAGGAUGCAAAAUCGAAGCAACAAAAUGAAAUGGAGAGCACGGAUCAACUCGAGGGAGAUGAGGAUGGAGUUCAGCAAGAAUCGUUGUGGAAAAGAAAGAAACGAGACUUGGAAAGGUAA
Belonocnema kinseyi is the source of this 282-nucleotide messenger RNA. Its product is annotated as muscle calcium channel subunit alpha-1-like. Lineage: Eukaryota; Metazoa; Arthropoda; Insecta; Hymenoptera; Cynipidae. Bases 1 to 282 code for a protein of 93 amino acids. The record is from RefSeq and is a predicted model, not a curated record. The transcript is spliced from 3 exons. Gene Ontology annotation, biological process: calcium ion import across plasma membrane. Gene Ontology annotation, molecular function: high voltage-gated calcium channel activity. Gene Ontology annotation, cellular component: voltage-gated calcium channel complex.